Molecule: messenger RNA, 6088 nt
Organism: Mobula hypostoma (lesser devil ray)
Lineage: Eukaryota; Metazoa; Chordata; Chondrichthyes; Myliobatiformes; Myliobatidae
Gene: dph5
Product: diphthamide biosynthesis 5
Exons: 7
Coding region: 89-946 (285 amino acids)
Biological process (GO): protein histidyl modification to diphthamide
Molecular function (GO): diphthine synthase activity
Source: RefSeq, a predicted model, not a curated record
UUCUGCGGCUGUGCCGUAAUCCGGUCUGUGGCAUAGGGGUUUGAUAAAGGACUGGAGGAGAUAAUUUUAAGUAUUAAGUCACGGUGUCAUGUUGUUUUUAAUCGGUUUGGGAUUGGGGGACGCCCGGGACAUCACGGUGAAAGGACUGGAGAUCGUAAAGCAAUGCAGCCGGGUCUACUUGGAGGCUUAUACCUCGCUCCUCUGUGUCGGCAGAGACGUGUUGGAGGAGUUUUAUGGUCGUGAACUCAUCAUUGCAGAGAGAGAGAUGGUUGAACAAGAUGCUGAUGAAAUUUUGAGGCAUGCUGUUGAUAAUGACAUUGCUUUUCUUGUAGUAGGAGAUCCAUUUGGUGCAACAACACACAGUGAUCUAGUUUUACGAGCAGUAAAAGCAGGAAUUCAGUAUCAAGUUGUACACAAUGCCUCCAUAUUAAAUGCAGUUGGAUGCUGUGGUCUACAGUUGUACAAUUUUGGCGAAACUGUAUCCUUUGUAUUCUGGACAGAGACAUGGAAACCUGAAAGCUUCUACGACAAAAUAAAGAGGAACCGACAGAACGGAGUUCACACAUUAUGCUUACUUGACAUCAAAGUAAAGGAACAGUCGCUGGAAAAUCUAUUAAGGGGAAGGAAGAUCUUUGAGCCUCCCAGGUUCAUGUCUGUGAAUGAGGCUGCUGAACAACUACUGGAGAUAAUUGAAAAUCGAAGAGGUAAAGGAGAGGAGCUAGCACUGACUGAAGAGACCUUGUGUGUCGGACUAGCCAGAGUGGGUUCCAAAGACCAAAAGAUUGCUGCUGCAACACUACAACAGAUGGUGAAGGUGGAUCUAGGUGCUCCUCUACAUUCCCUGAUCAUUACAGGCCAUAUGCAUCCUAUGGAAAUUGAGAUGCUGAAACUCUUCGCUGUGGAUAAUUCAAGUUUUAAUAAACUUGAUCAACAUAUGAAAUCAUAGUGAAACAAUUAACCUGCAAUUUCAGGUCUCAGCUGUUCAGUUUUAUGCUCCUUUAUAAGUGGAGAAAAAAGCUGGAUUGCCUUUUAAAAGAACUGUUAAAGCUAUCUCUUAAUUGUCAAAGGUUUGUUGUAUGCUCAGUUGCAGGCUAACCUCCUAAUGUUUCCAGUAUCUGGAAUCUUUCUUUAGUGUAUAUGAAAUAAAUUGCCGAAUCUAUUAGUGUUGGGAAUUGAGUAUUUUACAUUAAAGUGUUAGUAAGUCUCCAUUAGGAUCAAGUUAGUACAGAGACUGUUUGAUAUACGCUCAUUUUUUAACACAGUGUCCCAGAACUACUUCUCUCUGUGGUUCUCCCAUUUGUAGCAGCACUCCUUAAUAGACUGCAGUUGAACGUUGUCCCCUUUUUGGAAAGUCUUGCUGCAAGCUUGUAUGACUCCAUAUUGAAAAAGGAACAUUUGUAUAUGGGUAAAAAACAAAUUGUAUUUUAAGGAACUGGCUCACACCACAUGAGUCAAAUGAUUUUAUCCUACACUGUAUGACCUAAUAGUUAGUUAUUGCAGGAUAAGUUAAAGUUUAAGCAUACAACUGAGAAAGGUUUUUAUUUGGGGGGUUGGGUACUGAUACCUGCUAAAUUGGAUUCCAUUGUUUGAGUAGGGAAGCAGUUUCUCACAGACAUGAAUGGCACAAAGGCAGGUGAUGUUUGAAGAUGCCUACGAAAAGGAUAUGAAAAGAAUACCCUGGGCAAAGAGGAUGGUGAAAACUAGAGUUAGUCAUGAUCAUACAAAUGUCGUAGUAGAAUUUGAUUAUUGAUAUUAGAGCUGGAUACUGUACAGUAUAUUUAUGUUCUAAUUCCAGUAUUCUGAAGACUUGUUAACAUACCAUCCACAAUGACCCUUCAUUUGCAAAAUCUUGCCUUGUCAUCUUAAAGUCUUAAACCAGUACCAAAUAGUAUGUCUCUGCUUUUAAAACAUUAGAUAUAGAAUUAUGCAUUUAAUCCUAUGAUUCGGAAUCAGGUUUAAUAUAACUGGCAUAUGUCAUAAAAUUUGUUGUUUUGCGGCAGCACUACAUUGCCAUACGUAAUAAAAGAACUUUAAAUUACAGUAAGUAUAUAUAACAAUUAAAUAAGUAGUGCAAAAAGAGAGCAAAAAAGUGAGGUAGUGAGCACGGGUUCACUGUUGGUUCAGAAAUCUGAUGACAGAGGGGAAGAAGAUGGUCCUAAAACAUUGUGUGUGUGUGUGUCUCUCGCUCUCUCUCUCUCUCUCUCUCUCUCUUCAGGCUCCUGUACCUUCUCUGUGAUGGAAACAGUGAGGAAGUGAGGAGAGGGCAUGUCCUGGGUGAUGACGGUCUAUAAUGAUGGAUGCCACCUUUUUGAGACGUCGCCUUUUGAAAGUGUCCUGAAUGCUGGAGAGGUUAGAACCCAUGAUGGAGCUGACAAAGCUUACAACUUUCUGCAGCGUUUUCUGAUCCUGUGCAGUGGCACUUGCAUGCCAAAUGGUGAUGCAACCAAUUAGAAUGCCUUCCAUGAUAUGUCUGUACAAAUUUGUGAGAGUCUUUGGUGACAUAUCAAGUCUCCUCAAACUCCUGAUGAAAUAUAGCCGUUGCCUUUGUAAUCGCAACAAUACGUUGGGCCCACGAUAGAUCUUCAGAGAUGUUGACACCCAAAAACUUGAAACUGCUCAGCCUUUCCAAUGCUGAUCCCUCGAAAAGGACUAGUGUGUGUUCCCUCAACUUUCCCUUUGUGAAGUACACAAUCAAUUUCUUGGUCUUACUGACAUUGAGUGCAAGGUUGUCUAAAAAGAUUGCUGAUUAACCUCCAACAGAAAAUGUUUUUUUGGCUAUCAGUGAUGCAAAAAGCUCGUCCAUUUAUGUAAUCUUAUAAUCUACACUAUUCAGCCAAUUAUGAUGCAAAAGGAAGUAAUUUGACUCAUGCCAGUUCCCUUUAGAGCAAUUUCAUCGUAUUCACUGCCCCACCAAUUUCCAAAUAGCCCUCCAAUUUUCAUACACUCGCCAACUCCCAUUGAUCUUUGCCUUACACUAAGUGGUAAUUCACAUCUACCAAUUAAUUUACCAGAACAUCUUUUGAAUGUGCAAGGAAACCUGCAACUGCUGGAAGUGGAUGCAGUCACUGGAAAUCAUGCAAACUAAGCACUGUUCCCUGGAGUUGUGAGGCAGCUGCAUCAGCUGGUGCAUCAACCCAUAUCCCCAUAAUCCCAACCUCACUAUAGCCAGGGGUUCCGUGGAAUAAUUAGUUACUUAGUAUGCAUUGACUCCAUACCCAAACCCUAAGCUUGCAUAUGUGAUUUUUAAGAGAGACUUCAAUAGGUACAUUUAAUGUCAGAGAAGUGUAUACAAUAUAUAUCCUGAAAUUCUUUUUGGUAUGAUGGAAGCUGUAGAGGUGGACAUUUAAGCAAACAGCCUGAGAACAUGAUCUGUAUGGCUGAAAGCACAGCUGUUAUUGUGAAACGAAGUGUGGAAAGGGGCUGUGUAAGAAGCCAAUAUUAGAGGAAUAGCAGGUGGUUGCAAAGAUAGUGAAAAGUGCAGCCAUGAAGGGAUGUAAAGGUGAAUUUGAGGCAUUGGAAGAUGGAAGUCAGUGUAGAUUGGAAAAAUGAUGGAUUUAUAGGUGCCCGAGCAGAUCACUCUUAACCGUAUGCUUAUCUGACACUUGUUAAGUUGCUUAAUGGAAAACGUUAGUUCCUUGUAGGAAACACUAACUCUUUAAGUAGAACAGUUUACAUAUGUUUUCUGCAGCACGAGAGAAAGUUCAAAAUGUCUCAGUACUUAGUAUUUCUGACUCGUACUUUGAAUAAACUUCCAUUAGAAUCCUGUACUGACAAGCUAGUUGUUAUUUAACGGUUAAGCAGUGUUUAAUUUUCCAUUAACACUAGACAUUUCAGAAUUCUCCAAGGUUCACAAUUUUCAAAUUUCACCAAAAUGCCAUCUACAUCGCAUUCAGCAAGGACACUAAAUCCACUAUUGAGAUAUUCACUUAAAUUUGUGAGGUUUUCAUUACCAUUGUACUUUUUGUUUUUAAAGCUAUAUUCUAACUAUGUAUGUAUUGGCAUAAAAUCAAAAUGAAUUUGUGUAUUGGUCCUAAUCAAUAGUUUUCUGUUUGAUUCCUCACUGCAGGACUUAGGCCCAUGUAACAAAAGCAACUUGCUUUUCAAUUAAUUAAUUAAUUAAUUAAUUAACAUAGUAGAAAGUCCUAAGAUGCCCCAGAGGGGCAUUAUUACACAAAAUCAGACAGGUGCAAAGAUAUUUAAGAAUGUAUUGAGUUCAGCAUUUAAGUUUUAAGGAUCAUCUUAAAAGUAGGAAAGAGUUGCAGAUAAGGUUAAGUAUGAAGAUAGAUUUAGGGGGUUUAAGUUCCAGAAGAUAGCGCCUUGACAUUGAAGGUAUGGCCAUGAGUGAUUAAUACUAACAGGUUCAAAAAUUAGAGGCGCAUAUAUCCCAGGUGCUGAAUUUACACAUGAAAAAAUGACUACAAGUGAAGAAGACUCAGACUAUGUGAAUUGUUCUCUGAUUUUAUGAGCAAACAAACUGAUGAAGUGGUGGAAAUCAGUCAAAAAAUCACGUAUUUUGUUUCCUUUAGGAUUCUAGUGUGUUAUUGUGUCUGAUUCAGUUUCCCUAAGACAAUGUAAUUUCUUGAAUUUAUUCCUGAAUCGCAUUUUUUUUUUUUUUUUGCUUUUUAUCUAGGUCCAAAGUCUGUCUUUAGCUUCUAGCAAUAGAGAGCAAUAUAUUUACCUGCUAGAGUUGCAAUUAAGAAAAUAUUUUAGGUACUUUUCCUCCUGUAAACAGAGCAUUUUAAGCCUUUUUUUCCCCAUAUACUGUUACAAGUUGCAUCACUAACCAUUUGACCUUCUCCGGGGAUAUUUCUGCAUUCUAAUAACUUCUCAGAAAGAGUUAAAUCAGAAAUCAGACGAGAGGGAGGAACUCAGGAAAAAUAUAAUUGCCAGGUUGAUGAAACUAAACAAGAUGUUGCAUCAGUAGGCUGGUAAACCUCUGAUAGACAUCAUCAUAGGGUCUUAAGAGAAGGAAGCAGAGAGAUGAAAACAGAAGUGCUGGAAUCACUCAGCAGGUCAGGAAGCAUCUGUGGACAGGGAAACAGAAUUUAUAUUUCAGAUCAGAGAUCUAGUUCGGAGAUCAGCCUAGUUCUGACUAAUGGUUAUUAACCAAACUCUUAUUUGUUUUAUUUCAGAUUUCUAGCAUCAGCAGUUUUUGACAGCUUUUAUGAAUUAGUGAAUAGCUGAUGAUUUGGUUUUAAUUUCCCAAAAUGUCCUAGAUUUGGGGAAAGUUCUAUCAAAUGGGGGGCGGGGAGCCAUUCCAGGUCUUUUUUACUACACAGAUUGUGGUGGGUGUCUGAAAUACGCUGCCUGGGACAGUGGUGGAGGCAGAUACAAAAAAGGCAUUUGAGAGGCUCAUAGAUAAACACAUGAAUAUGGAGAGAUAGAGACCAUGGGCAGUCAGAAUACAUCAGUUUAAUAACAUAUCUUUAUUAAUUUGGCUCAGCAUUGGGUGGGGUGGGGCCAUAGGUCUGUUCCUGUGCAGUACUGUUCUAUAUAACUCCUUUAUUCAAAAAGGGAAGAAGUUAGAAAGCAGAAAUGCUACAAGCCAGUUACCUGUUCAUAUGUUGAUGAGAAUAAAUAAGAAUUAAAGGUAUCAUUGCAGGGCACUAGGAAAGUUCAAAGUAAUUCAUAAAGUCCAUGUGGUUUUGUGAAGGGAAAUCUCUUCUUUAAUAUACUACAGUUCUUUGCAUAACAUAUGUUGUGAAUAAAGAAGAACCUGUGGCUAUGCUAUGAUUCCCAGAAAGUAUUUGAAAAGGUUAUUGAGGAAAAUGGAAGCCUUUCCUGUGGGAGGUAACACCACCAAGGACAGAAACAGAAAUAAAAGAAUGCUGGAAGAUCCCAGACAGUCAAGCAGCAUCUGUGGAAGGAAAAACAAAAGUUGUACGUCAACAUUUCAGGUCAAGAGCCUGCAUUAGGACUGAGAGGAAAGAGAAGUAUUUUCCAUUUUCACAUAACCCACAGCUUCAAAAGUUAUUUUCCCACAUACACCUACCUGUCCACCUAGCUUUCUUUUCCUUUGCUUCACAACAGGAAUUCUGCAGAUGCUGGAAAUUCAAGCAACACACAUCAAAGUUGCUGGUGAACGCAG